Molecule: messenger RNA, 987 nt
Organism: Kazachstania africana CBS 2517
Lineage: Eukaryota; Fungi; Ascomycota; Saccharomycetes; Saccharomycetales; Saccharomycetaceae
Gene: TES1
Product: palmitoyl-CoA hydrolase
Exons: 1
Coding region: 1-987 (328 amino acids)
Biological process (GO): fatty acid catabolic process; acyl-CoA metabolic process
Cellular component (GO): peroxisomal matrix
Molecular function (GO): fatty acyl-CoA hydrolase activity
Source: RefSeq, a predicted model, not a curated record
AUGAGCAAACGAUUUUGCAACUUGGAAAAGAUAUUGGAGUUGGUGAGAACCAAAAGUACUCAGUUUCAAACGAAAUAUUUACCUAAGGCACCCGUUGGGUCUCGUAGUACAUUUGGUGGGACCUUAAUUGCGCAAUCAUUAUUAGCUUCAUUAAAUUGUGUCCCCCGGGAUUUCAUCCCAAUUUCACUGCAUGCAUAUUUCAUCAAUGGUGGAAACCCCACUGUACCAAUAACUUACGAUGUCUUAGAUCUAAGGAAAGGUAAUAAUUUUAUCCAUAAGGAAGUUAAAGCAUAUCAAUUUCAAAAAUUGAUAUUCCAGUCGAUGAUUUUAUUUAGUCGAGAAAUUAAUGUAACAAAUGGCUAUGAUCAUUUGAAACAGUUGAAACCGGGAGAGAAUGACACUUUCAUUGAGGCAAGUCUAUUGUUUGAACAUGACGUUAUCAAUGGAGAAGUGUCAAGGAAAUUGAAGAGCAUCAAGAAAAUGAAUGAUCCGAUGUAUUUUGAGAAACUGAGGAAUUCAUUCGAAGUUGAACCGAUGGAGUACCAUUUCCCUGCAACUUUCUUCAAUAACAAAGAAGAUACUAGCCAUUGCAAUUAUUGUGUCGAGCUGAGGGAUGAAUGUUUCGUAGAAGAAUACGACGAUCGAGAAACGACACUAAUUACACCAUUCAAUGAUAAGAGGUACGAUUAUGUAACGUUUGCAUAUUUGACUGAUUCUCAUUUACUAUUGACAUUGCCAUUUUUCAAGAAAUUGCCCCUAUAUGUGCAUGACUUUAGUGUCUCAUUAGAUCAUGUCAUCUAUUUCCAUAAUUUACCGUCUCGUCACAAUCCAAUCUAUGUCUCGAUAACAAACUCGAAAUCCAAGGCACACAAACAUUUGAUGAAUGCUGAAUAUUACGACCGACAGACGGGCACCAUAAUAGCCAGCGUCUCGCAGGAGGGAUUCGUUGUCUACGACUAUAACAAGCUAAUUAAAGCCAAAUUGUAA